Molecule: messenger RNA, 534 nt
Organism: Drosophila erecta
Lineage: Eukaryota; Metazoa; Arthropoda; Insecta; Diptera; Drosophilidae
Exons: 4
Coding region: 1-534 (177 amino acids)
Source: RefSeq, a predicted model, not a curated record
AUGCAUUUUUCCGUUGGGUUCCUAGUGAUUAUGUACCUGAUCGAAGGGGUCCAUUCUCUAGUUGAAUUUACGAACUUCGAGUGUGAGCUAUUGGAUAGAAGCUUUUGCGGAGUGGAGUACUGUCGCAUUAAAUCCAUGAACCGGACGUACAAAUACCUUUCCCUUAAAGUCAAUCUAUUCAAAACCCCCGUGACCGAUGUUAAGGUAUGCUGUGAAUACGGUCUUUACCAACGCCUGAAUGGCUAUAAGCCCUUUCUCUACAAUGUAACUGUAGAUGCCUGCAAAUUUCUUACAAAUCAGAACUCUCAUCCCAUUUUUAAGUUCAUUUACGUUUUUUUUAAACACGUCUUCAAUAUGAACCAUUCCUGCCCCUACGACCAUGACAUAAUAAUGGAAAAGGUAACAGCUGAGAAUAUUAAUCAUCAUAUGACCAAAAUUCUUCCUUUUCCCAAAGGAAAAUAUAUGUUUAAAAUGCACUGGAUUGCUUAUAAUAUUAACAGAGCUAUCAUUCGAGUAUAUAUUACACUCACGUAA